This is a messenger RNA of Drosophila grimshawi, 1310 nucleotides long. RefSeq names its product DNA repair protein Rad51 homolog (gene spn-A). Bases 106 to 1164 code for a protein of 352 amino acids. Gene Ontology annotation, molecular function: ATP binding; double-stranded DNA binding; ATP-dependent DNA damage sensor activity. Gene Ontology annotation, cellular component: condensed nuclear chromosome. The transcript is spliced from 3 exons. NCBI's taxonomy places the organism in Eukaryota, Metazoa, Arthropoda, Insecta, Diptera, Drosophilidae. The record is from RefSeq and is a predicted model, not a curated record. Gene Ontology annotation, biological process: DNA strand invasion; double-strand break repair via homologous recombination; reciprocal meiotic recombination.
AGAAUAUUUCACAACACAGCGCGCGUAUUUUUUAUAAUAAAACACAGCAAUAAUUUAAAAUUUUGAAAGCAAACGAUAAUUGCUGUUGUUGCUGUUGUGUCAAAAAUGGAGCAGAAGCAACGUCCAACGGCGCAAAAGCAAGCAGAGCUGGCCACAGGCACCACAGCCGAUCUAUCCGAUGAUGAGGAGGAUGCGGGUCCGCUGGAUGUGCUCAAAUUGCAGGGCAACAAUAUUAAUCCACGAGACAUAAAACUGCUGCAACAGGCCAGUCUGCACACUGUGGAAUCGGUUUCGUAUGCAACGCGACGCCAGCUGCUGACCAUUAAGGGAUUAGGUGAAUCCAAGGUGGAUCACAUUAUGAGGGAGGCGAACAAGUUGGUGCCGCUGAGCUUUACCAGUGCGCGCACCUUUCAUCAGAUGCGCUCCGAGGUCGUCAUGCUCACAACGGGCUCCAAGGAGCUGGACAAACUGCUGGGCGGCGGCAUCGAGACGGGAUCCAUAACCGAAAUCUUUGGCGAGUUUCGUUGCGGCAAGACUCAAAUUUGUCACACACUCGCCGUCACCUGCCAGCUGCCCAUCAGCCAGAAUGGUGGGGAGGGCAAGGCACUGUACAUCGAUACGGAGGGCACAUUCCGGCCGGAACGCCUGUCCGCCAUUGCACAGCGCUACAGCAUGGAGGAAGCGGAUGUCCUCGACAAUGUGGCCUGUGCACGUGCCCACAAUACGGAUCAGCAGACGAAACUGGUGCAAAUGGCAGCUGGUAUGAUGUUCGAAUCGAGAUACGCCUUGAUUAUUGUGGACAGUGCCAUGGCGCUGUAUCGCUCCGAGUACAUUGGACGUGGUGAACUGGCAGCUCGUCAAAAUCAUUUAGGUCUAUUUCUGCGUAUGCUGCAACGGCUGGCGGAUGAAUUUGGUGUUGCUGUGGUCAUAACGAAUCAGGUGACGGCCCAAGUUGAUGGCGGUGCAUCGAUGUUCCAGGCGGAUGCCAAGAAACCCAUCGGUGGCCACAUCAUGGCCCAUGCAUCGACAACCCGCUUAUAUCUGCGCAAGGGAAAGGGAGAUGCUCGCAUCUGUAAAAUCUACGAUUCGCCAUGUUUGCCCGAAUCGGAGGCAAUGUUUGCCAUACUCCCCGAGGGCAUUGGCGAUGUCAAGGAGAACGAUUAAACUACCCUCUAUGGAUGUGAAUUUAAUAUAUAUAAAUGAGAAGAAUUGAAAGGCUUUGAAUAUACAAUUGUUAUUCUUGUAAGCGAUGUUUGUAAUUCUGUUGAAUGUUUAGACAAGUUACGAUUUAAUAAAUAAUUAAAUAUAAA